This is a messenger RNA of Amborella trichopoda, 1386 nucleotides long. Its product is annotated as DNA-directed RNA polymerase subunit beta. The record is from RefSeq and is a predicted model, not a curated record. Lineage: Eukaryota; Viridiplantae; Streptophyta; Magnoliopsida; Amborellales; Amborellaceae. Gene Ontology annotation, cellular component: chloroplast.
CUCUCUAUCUCUAUCUCUCUCUCUCUCUCUCUCCAGACACACUUCUCUAUCUCUCUCUCUCUCUCUCGAUCGAGACAAACUUCUUCCGGCCAACAUGGCUAACGUAUCUGAACCAGCUCUUUUGAGUCCCAUUGCCGUCUAAAAGGUGAUACAAUUUCCCCUUGUACGCAAAGCUACAGCGUCCUAUCGCGAUGCUUUCUCUCUCUACCUCUCCUUUCUCUCUCCUCCCUCCUUCCACUCUCUCCUCUCCCUCCCCUGCCCUAACCCUCCAUCGCCCCCUUCCUCUCAUCCGUCUUAAAAACCCUAAAACACCAUCUCUCCUCGCCUUCUGCUCUCCUCCAUCUCAAGCUGGAAUUUCCCCCAUUUCCACCAGCUCAAGCCCUCUUGGAGACCCAUUUUCUGAUUUCGUAGAGAAAGAUUGGUCUUUCCUUGAAUUUGAUCACGUAAACACAAAUGAAGAAAUCGAAGAGAAGUCGAAGCGAAUUAUCGAAGCAGCAGCGAUCAGAGAUGAUUCGAAGGUUUUGGUUUGUCUUGGAACUGAGGAUUUUGUGGAUAGAGUUAGGGCGUCUUCUCAGUGCCAGCUCCUGGUUGUGCAUUAUUCGCUUUAUGUUUUAGCUGGGGUUAAGGAGAAGUACGAUACAGUGAGGUGUUGGCAAGGUGACAUUGUUGAUGUUCCAGCAAAAUGGGCUCCUUUCGAUGCCAUUUUUUUGUGUUUUUUCCCUGCAUUGCCUUGUUCGCUUGAUCGGUUAUUUGGGGCUCUUGUGGAGAGAUGCUCACCUGGCGCUUGUGUUGUUAUAAGCUAUGCUCAAGGGAGGGAAAUUGUGGAGCGCCAAAGACAACGGUACCCUGAAAUGGUGACCUCAGACUUACCUGACAAGGAUACGUUGGAGAAGCUUGCUGCAGCCAACUCCUUUCAGAUAACUGACUUCAUAGAUGAGCCUAACUUUUACCUUGCUACUUUAAAAUUUGUUUGACUUGAUUUAAGUGCAGCUAGGAAUAUGGUCUCUCACUUGUCCCCAAAACAUUGAGUGGAUCUUUUUCCUUUUGCAUGGUAACAUUUUGGUCAGAUUCCAAAUCCGUGCAUCUCUCUCCCCCCACACCUAUAAAUAGUGAUCACUGUGAGAUGCAUUUAUAUUUUCUUUUCCCUUUUUUGUCUUUUUGAAGAAGUCUAUAUAAGGCUGAGUCCCUAAACAGUCAACUUAAGGUGCACCUCACAAAUUCACUCGAAGAUGUUUUUUCGAUGCCGAGAAACCCUCAAAUUGAUUGUCUCGACCUCGAGAUAUUUGGAGGUGAAAACAAAUGGAUUUUUUAAGUCUUGAAAAUACUGCAUCUUGUAAUGCAUUAUUUGGAUUAUCAAUUUUCAAGAUUAUGAAGUGUUCAUCGAUC